UCGGUGCAUGUCAUGAUGCGUGUUGGUGCAUGUCAUGGCUCUUUGCUACCAUCUAUCGCAACAUUGUUGAGCAUCGCAAGGACUGACUCGAAUCACUGCGCCGUGGGCUCUCCUGAGUCCUGACCGUGCACACUGCCUUCAUCAGGCCGUACCUACUCGCAGCACUCACGAAUUCCGCGCGGCAGAGCAAGACAACAUGUAUAAAACGAGAGAAUGAGAAUGUUCAGAUGGUGCUAGAGCUCUUCUUGAGCAGGUCAGCCAGGUAUAAGAACCCACCGCAGUCGCACCGUAGUCAUCCAAGAACCAAAGCACUCCCAGAACUAAAGCACCCCUCAGAAGAGUCAGAACCAAAACGCUCCUCAUGUCGACCACCUCUACAACUGCUGGACGUCCCCCUGUGCGUCGCAUCGUCACUGGCCAUGCACGCGAUGGAAAAGCCAUCUUCGCCGAGGAUGGGCUCGUGCAGCCCCGUGCUUUCAGGCGGAGUCAGACCCAGUUCACGGACCUGUACUGGUCAGAGGGCUUCCCGUCGAGCAACGACGGAGAGUUCCAGGACGACAUCAAGCAACAUGACAACGACGUUGUGAAUCCUGACGGAAGCGUCUUCCGCGCUGUCGACAUGGCGCCGCACACGGAAUCGUUCUUCCACCGUACGAUCUCUCUUGACCACUGCGUCCUCACCAACGGAUCCCUCACAUUGGUGCUUGACGACAACAAGCGUGUUGUCCUGAAGCCCGGCGACGUCGUCGUCCAGCGUGGAACGAUCCACGCCUGGAUCAACGAGACCGACGAGUGGACGCGAAUGUACUGUGUCCAGCUCCGUAAGCCCGUCCUAUACAGCGUCUGA
Messenger RNA from Phanerochaete carnosa HHB-10118-sp, 847 nucleotides. RefSeq lists its product as uncharacterized. The record is from RefSeq and is a predicted model, not a curated record. The transcript is spliced from 2 exons. Bases 362 to 847 code for a protein of 161 amino acids. Lineage: Eukaryota; Fungi; Basidiomycota; Agaricomycetes; Polyporales; Phanerochaetaceae.